Linum trigynum is the source of this 2794-nucleotide messenger RNA. Lineage: Eukaryota; Viridiplantae; Streptophyta; Magnoliopsida; Malpighiales; Linaceae. The record is from the annotation of a GenBank genome assembly.
UAUAUUUAGUUUAUUAUGGUUUGGUUCGGUGCAAUACGGUAUAGACCAAACCGUUGCAUAUGGGAAAGAAAAUUGAACCCGAACCCACGAGUAUCCAAUCCGACCCGACCCCAGUCAAACCGAGUAAAACCCAGUGUUGAUAGGUCUUGGAUCGGGUGACGGUUUUACCGGCUUUAAAACUGGCAGGUUGGGCCCUCUUUCCAUCCGACUCCAACCCACACCCAAAAAUAAAAACAACGUCAUUUUGUAUCUAAAAUGAACAAUAUAAAUUAAUUUAUGGACGUUAUUAAUUAGUCGACAAAGAUAUAUUUGUAGGAACUUUUUUUUUAAUAUUACGAUGUUUAUGUUCGGAGAAGUAAAGCAUAGUUAUAUUCUUAAUUCCACCCAUUUGGAUAUCAGUUUGGUUGGAACAUGUUUGCUCUUUAAAACCUAAUAAGUAUUUUUAUCGAGUAUUUUUUUUUUAAUAGAUGUACAUAUUUGAUUCGAUUUAGAAAAAUCCAAUUUAACGCGAUCUAUUGUCAUCCCUAACUGCACACCCCAGAAGCGAGUAAGCUAAAGUCAAUUCGUUCGUUGCAUGCCCAUAUCCCACCGGUCUCCAUGUCUGACUGUCUGAUGCCUGUCGAAUUGGCGUUGACAUUCUUCUCUGUAUCAUUCAACUCUCUCUACUCUCUACCACAACGACCGAAGCCUAAACCUCGGAGACCGAACAGCUCUCGCAGGAUAUUCGAACACAUGCAGCUGCCAGAUGCAUGCACCUACCUUAAUUACGUGCACGAUCUGGCCAUGCAUGGCAGCCGAUGAACAUGGGAGAUCUAGCUAGCCUUCUAGGGAGUAGUGGAUUGAACUAAUGUUAGUUUGUUAAAUCUCGUAUGGUUGCAAUAAUUCGAAUUGUUGGGAGAGGCUAAUGUACGUGUUGGUGUGACUUGAAUCGGACUAUCAGUCGCUACGACUGGAUUAGUUGGGGGUCUCGCGGUGUAUGGGUUCAAUGUUAGGGUUAGACCCACAUGGAGAAGUACUAUAAAUACUUCUCAUACUCCUCUGUAAUCUGUAAUCUGUAAUCUCCUCGAUAUAGUGAAAAUGGCUCUCUCUCGCCCGUGGACUAGCUAACACACAUCGUGUUAGUGAACCACGUAAAUCGUGUGUCUGUGUUUUUCGAUUCUCGCUUUCGUAUUCUUGCUUUGUCGAUUUUCGAUCCGUAGCAGCGCGUUUAUAACAGUACAGUACUUAACUACGCUUACAGGUCCCUCAAACCAAAGUUAACUUAUGAGAGGUUGAAGUUUGAACAUACCCAUCUUGAGUUUUUGGACAAGUCCGCCAUAUUAUGUGUUUUAAGACAAUGGUUAGUAUGAGGGUUAUGAGGACUUUAUGAACACGUGACCUGGCCAAGGACAAAUGGACUCUUGUACCAAAUCAUAAACCUACUGAUCCUAAUAACUCGAUUUUUUUUUUUCAGCUGCAGUUAUUCUUUUGCAGCUGUAGGAACUACUACAAGUCAUUAUUAAUAUGAUGCUAGGUUUCAUUAGAGCUUCGGGCUAAUCAGUUGAGCGGCCCGUUGGUCUGAUUUGCAGCCGACACAAGCUACUUCCCCGAGGCAUCUGUUCCCCUGUUUGUCUGUCUUCGUUUCUUUCUUUUUCCCUUACCCAACUAAUCAAAUGUUGUCCCAAAAUCAUGAGGUUGUGUGGGAGGGAGGGAAGAGCAAAUCUCAUCUUCUCUUGGUUUAGUUUCCAUUUUGUUUUCAUAUAGUUGUCGAUUUCUCUUUCCAACUUGUCAUUUGAAUAUGGUGAAUAUGGUUGAAUUCCAUUGGCUCUUGUUGAUGUGACUUGAAUCGGACUAUCAGCCGCUACGACUGGUAAUCGGGGGUCUCGCUGGAUUAGGUUUAGACCCACAUGGAGAAGUACUAUAAAUAUUUCUCAUACUUCUCUGUAAUCUGUAAUCUCCUCGAUAUAGUGAAACUGACUCUCUCUCUCGCCCGUGGACGUAGCUAACACACAUCGUGUUAGUGAACCACGUAAAUCGUGUGUCGUGUUUUUUCGAUUCUCGCUUUCGUUUUCUUGCUUUGUCGAUUCCGGCGAUUUCCCGAUCCGUAGCAGCGCGUUUAUAACAGCUCUUCUGUUAGAUGUAGGUCGGAAUUGGGUCAAUAAAGGUUUCGCCUCCAAGAUUGUCUUUCAUUUUAAUGGUAGUCACUAAAACAUUAUUUUUGUUAUUGGACAAUUCAAGUACCACAUCGAAAAUAAAAUACAGUGGAAGAGACCCCUUCACCCUUAUAUAUUAGUGUCCAUCAACCUCAUUAGUGCGAGACUUCUUGGGGGAAGGAACCCAAAAGUAAAAUCGUGCAGACCUGACCGAAAACAAUCAAUAUCGUCGUACUAUGGUACUAUUCGAUUUCAGCAGGUACGUACUUUCAAAUCUCUUCCGCCGACGACAAGUUAUUGAAAUUAUCCAACUUCAACUACUAGGAUAAAUUGAGGAUGCAUUUAUGCCAAGAACUAUCAUAUAACACUUCUUUCAUAUCUCUCCAACUCAAGGACAUCUCUUACUCCAAAAGCCUCUUAGAAGAAGGGGGAAAACCCCCCCAUUAUUUGAGGAUAGUAUUGAAGACCCACAACAUUAUCCUCCUCCACAUCAGCAUAUAUGUACUAUAUAUCUUGGAUUUUUGUUUCCAAAUGGGCAAAAUGUUGGUGGAGGAGAGGAGACUCUCAACUAUAUAAAACAUAACGUGGGUGAUGAAUUGUAUGUGUGUGUGUUUGUCAAUGUCGAACAGUGACCCAAGAAUCAAUACAGUUGUAGGAUAUGU